Molecule: messenger RNA, 2498 nt
Organism: Styela clava
Lineage: Eukaryota; Metazoa; Chordata; Ascidiacea; Stolidobranchia; Styelidae
Source: RefSeq, a predicted model, not a curated record
CCACCUUGCAACGUUCGGUAACAAUUCUUGUGGAACGUUUUUGAAUUAUUUAUUCGGUCCAACUUAUUUGGGAACAACUGAUUAAGACAAUGUACUAACAGCCGAUCAUAAAAUGCACCAGAAUGCGCAGAAAAACUAUUCAUACAUAUCAAAGCUAUUUUGUAUUACUUUUCAGCUUACAAAUUAGAAUAAACUUUAAAUAGUACAACAAAUUUAGCAAAAUGAAUCGGAUUUAUUUUUUCAUUCUUAUUCAUGUUUCGUUCAAUUCCGCAUUGGCUGGAUUUUAUUCAACUGCUUACCCGCUGUAUCAAAUAAAACUUACGGAGCUUGAGGACGAAAUAAGUUACUUUGGAUUUUCUGCAAACGAUACUCGAUUAUGGCAAUUUCCUAUCUUACCAAGCAAACAUUUCGUGGCCGUGAUACACGUGAAAUCAUUGGGAAUGUCGUACGAUGGACCAAAUGGAAAAGAAUGCAGCGCGAGAUUGUAUUUACCAGACAGAGUAACGUGUCAACAUGAACCACCGUUCUGUCAUAUCUACGCCACACCAGAAUUAUCUUGCAAUUUGAAAUUCAUCAACAAGGAAUUAUUUAACCACUUCAGUCAUUGUGAUGGGAAGAUCAAUUUCGUGAACGUUGAGGAACUUCCAAAAAGAAUUGCUGUGACCUCUUACAAGGAUGAACCAAAAUCGUUCACAAUGAAAUAUAAAUUCAUUCAAUGUUCUUAUCCUGAGCCAGAAAGCACGACACCAUUGCCAUCAGACGAACCUACUACUUCGGGCAACGCAAACCCAGAAAACCAAAAAAGUUCUAGAUUUCUUGGAUCAUUACAUGAUAUUCAUGUGUUGAUAAUCUUCGUGGCACUGGGAGCAAUAUUGUUCAUCUGCAUCAUAGUCAUAAUCGCAAUGUCAAUAAAAAACUACAGAAGUGGAUCGGAUAACGAGAUCAGAAAGACUAGAACUUCACUAUCGGAAAGUGCAGGGAAAUAUACACCAAAACAAACAGACAUAAAUCAGGGAAGACAAAAAAUUAACGGACAUCGACAACCACCUCCAACAUACGAAACCGUUGAUGAUGAUUUCAAUCUUCCGGGACCAGUUCCUGACCGCAAUAGAAUGGUGGAAAAUGUAUUGUAUGAUACAAUCAAGCGAGAUGAGCAAUCACUGAAAAUGUGAAUGUUUUCGAAAUAACAAAAUCGGCGAUUAAGCAGAAGACGCUGCUAAACGCCAUUACGUAAGCUUCAUAAGGAGUAACCUCAAAAGAGGCGAGAAAAUGAUUGAACAUGCGCUGUUUGUUCCGCAAUGGUCAAUUCCUGCAAGGUGGUAAAACUCCGUGGAAAAGAAUACCUUUUUAACACGAAUCUUGUUGUAUCCACGAAAACAGAAACUCACGUUGUGCAGAGAAAUAAAAUAUAAAUGUAAGCAAUCAAUCGCCAAAUAUGAACAAACGAUUAAGUCACGUGAUUGAUGACGUUCUAAGAGAUCAUUGCACACUGUAAAUUGUCGUUUUACAUAUUGCUUGAAGACAAGUAUGCCUCAUUUUGAUAGAUCACGUCUAUACAUGUAUUUAACCCUUGAAAGUGCUUUGUAUAGUAUCGAAACUGCGUGUCUAUAAAUGUUCAUGGACAGCGAUUUCGAGACAUAAUAAAGAAGGAGCAACAAAUUUAGUUGUAUUCCCACACGGGCGAACUCAGUUAAACGCUCAUUGAAGUGUUUAAAACAAACUCUUGGCUAACGGCGUGAGGAAAUCAAUUAUUGUUAAUUAUACAAAACCCGCCAGUUCGAGAAUAGUAAUCAAGACUAGUUUGGCCUUGCAACCCAAUGUCUUGAUUUUCAUCGUGAUUCAGCUAAUUUGCCAAUAUAGCUAGAUUAAUUACUAAAGCAGUCCAGUAUGAUAUAAUUAUUCAUCAAAAUUUCUUCGAACUUCCGUUGCGUUAUUAAUUACUAACUGAGUUGAACUAUUUAUAAUAUAUAGAAUAUGCAAAUGUAUCAUUGAGCUGUAUAAAUAUAAUGCAUAGAUUAAAGGGUCUACGAAAUUUCUGCAAUCGGACGUUUAUAUUUGACAGCGUAUAAUAUACAACUAAAUUUCUAAACUCGGCAUUACCACUAAGUAAGCGAAUUGAUAAAUACUUGUCCAGAUCUAUUUUCAGGGCGAAGAAUGGACCAAAUCAAUAAACAGUAAAAAUCAACUAUCACGUCAGUUCUUCUUAUAUUCUAUUCUUGGUAAAUAACGGAUGUAAAUUCUAGAAAACGGCUACAGGGUCUAGGUUACCUAGAAAAGAUUCUAACCAUUAUCAAAACUAAAGGCAGUAAGUAAUAGGUUAUUUUUUAUUUACUUCUCCUCACCAUGAGAUAGCGUUUUUUCAUUUGUAAACAGAGUUAGCCUAUCUUUUGCGCAGGCGCUAAUAGUUUCAUUUUUUUUUCCAUGAACUUGCAAUAUAUGUUAAUAUUUUUAUUGUAUUUAACAAAUUUGAAACAAUAUACUUCUGUUUUCUUGUUGUA